GGCUGCGAUUUCCGGCCACCGCGAUGGCCCUCGUCUAGCGGCGAGGACGCCAGGAGAGGGACCCUGGGUUUGCCAGCCCGGGAUUUCCGUACCCCCUCCCCAACGCCGGAUGUCCUCACUAAAGCUUCAGCAGGAACCAAUGGACAAAACCUGCAGCCUGAGCCUGAGCUAGGACCACCUCCCAGGGACAAACUAGGCCCCCUUGACGACGCUGACCCAGCUGCUGGCAAGUUUGGGCAUCUGCGGGCCUCAGAGGGAGAGACCUAUCAGCCAGAGGAAACCAAGAACGUUGACAAGACUGUCACCAUCGUCAUCAUGACAACCAGUCACCAACCACAGGACAGGUACAGAUUCGUCUGGUUUAUCUUCUUCAUGCUGGGCUUGGGGACACUGCUUCCCUGGAAUUUUUUUAUGACAGCCACUCUGUAUUUCAGAAACCGCCUGACUGACCCAAUCCGCCUGGCCAACCCGUAUAACACCUCCUUGGUCACUGCUGAGCCGAGCGGAACCAUCGAGCCCUCCUCCAUCCCCACAGUAGCCUUUCCAGAGAAUAAUUAUCUCAGUGCCAUCUUUAACAACGUCAUGACCUUGUGCGCCAUGCUGCCCUUGCUGCUCUUCACCUGCCUCAACUCCUUCCUGCAUCAGAGGAUCCCCCAGUCUGUUCGGAUCCUGGGCAGCUUGGUAGCCAUCCUGUUGGUGUUCCUGAUCACUGCCAUUCUGGUGAAGGUGCAGCUGGCUGCUCUGCCUUUCUUCGUCAUCACCAUGAUUAAGAUCAUGCUCAUUAAUUCAUUUGGUGCCAUCCUGCAGGGCAGCCUGUUUGGUCUGGCUGGCCUGCUGCCCGCCAGCUACACAGCCCCCAUCAUGAGUGGCCAGGGCCUGGCAGGCUUGUUUGCCUCGGUGGCCAUGAUCUGCGCCAUCGCCAGUGGCUCACAACUGUCAGAAAGUGCCUUCGCCUACUUUAUCACAGCCUGUUUCGUCAUCAUUUUAGCCAUCGUCUGCUACCUGGCCCUGCCCCGGCUGGAAUUCUACCGCUACUACCAGCAGCUCAAGCUUGAAGCUGGGGAGCAGGAGAUCAACUUGGACCUCAUCGGUAAAGGAGAGGAGACGAGAACAGUCAAAGAGGAGUCCAGAGUUUCAACCAAUUCUCAGCCCGCCACCAAACGCCACUCCAUCCUAGCCAUCCUCAAAAAUAUCUUAGUCCCAGCUCUCUCCGUCUGCUUCAUCUUCACCAUCACCAUCGGACUAUUUCCUGCUGUGACUGCUGAGGUCAAGACCAGCAUUGAGGGCACCUGGGGCAAGUACUUCAUUCCUGUGUCCUGUUUCCUGACUUUCAAUAUCUUUGACUGGAUAGGCCGGAGCCUUACAGCUGUAUUCAUGUGGCCUGGCAAGGACAGCCGCUGGCUGCCCAGCCUGGUGCUGGCCCGGGUGGUGUUCGUGCCUCUGCUGCUGCUGUGCAACGUCAAGCCCCGCACCUACCUGCCUGUGGUCUUCAAGCACGACGCCUGGUUCAUCUUCUUCAUGGCUGCCUUCGCCUUCUCCAACGGCUACCUCGCCAGUCUCUGCAUGUGCUUCGGGCCCAAGAAAGUGGAUCCGGCUGAAGCAGAAACUGCUGGAACCAUCAUGGCCUUUUUUCUGUCUCUGGGCCUGGCGCUGGGGGCUGUAUUAUCCUUCCUGUUUCGGGCAAUCGUGUGAUUACGGAUGGACAGAAAGACAGUCGGGCUGCCUGCUCCUGCCCCUUCCUUUAUGGAAUGGGUGGGGGUGGACUGGAGGUUGUUUUCUAGUUGACAUCUGCUUUCUCAAGGCCUGUACUGGGCCCUGAUGUUCAGGCCCUGAGGAGGAAACUCUGGAUGGACAGUGGAGAACACGGCCUGAGGGUCAGAGUUGAGGGAGGGGACACAGUCUAUAUCUGCUUAAGGCCCCCCACAUGUGGCUCUGACUGAUCCCUAUUUGAACAGGAUGGCAGAGGCUGAGAGCGUGUGUGUGUGUUCAUGUGUGUCAGUCAGUAUGUUUGUCUGCUUGUGCCAGGGGUGGCUAGGGGCCAGGACUGUCUGUUCUAAGGUCCCAUCUGAUAUUUCCACCCCCCCUUCUCCCAGUGUCCUUCCCCCCACCUCUCCAUGUUCCUACCCAAAAUCCAUUCUGUUACAGAUGCCAUUUUACUGCCUUUUUUUAUACUGGACAGAAACCAGGUGCCUUCAAUGGCUUGCUAAUUAAAUAAACCUUUUUUUUUUUUCUCUCCAUGGUUCCC
This is a messenger RNA of Talpa occidentalis (Iberian mole), 2245 nucleotides long. It is a transcript of the gene SLC29A1, whose product is annotated as solute carrier family 29 member 1 (Augustine blood group). The transcript has 14 exons. The record is from RefSeq and is a predicted model, not a curated record. Bases 316 to 1692 code for a protein of 458 amino acids. Gene Ontology annotation, molecular function: nucleoside transmembrane transporter activity. Gene Ontology annotation, biological process: uridine transmembrane transport; nucleoside transmembrane transport. Gene Ontology annotation, cellular component: plasma membrane. NCBI's taxonomy places the organism in Eukaryota, Metazoa, Chordata, Mammalia, Eulipotyphla, Talpidae.